GCCCCUGACUUUCGUGGGCGCCCAGACCAGGAAGGUCCUGCUCACGCCGCUCAUGCAGCCCCCACGCCCCUUCCGCGUCUCCAACUCCGACCGCAGCAGCCGCCGCGGGGUGAUGGCCAGCAGCCUGCAGGAGCUCCUCACCAAGGCCCUGGAUGCGCUGGUCAUCACGGCAGGGCUGGUUACACUGGUGCUGGAGGAGGACGGCACCGUGGUGGACACGGAGGAAUUCUUCCAGACGCUGGGCGACAAUACACACUUCAUGGUCCUGGAAGACGGGCAGAAGUGGACGACGGCCAGCAGGUACGCGCCAGCCCGGCAGCCGCAGCGGUCAGGCAUCGCCAGAGUCACCCUGGACCUGUACAGGCUGCACCCCAAGGACUUCCUGGGCUGCCUCAACGUCAAGGCCACCCUGUACGAGAUGUACUCGGUGUCCUACGACAUCCGCUGCACGAGCGUCAAGGCCAUGCUGAGGAGCCUGCUGCGCCUGCUGUCCUACGCUGCCCAGGUGACCGGCCAGUUCCUCCUCUACUCCAGCUCCUACAUGCUGCGCGUGCUGGACGACACGGGGGAGCCAGCGGCCCCCACGUCGCAGGCUUGGGGCUGGUUCCGGUUCACGCACAGAUAGGGGCGCCGCGCCUCCGGGCAGCCCUGUCCCCCGCUGCAGCUGCCGCGGCCCUGCUGGGACAGGCGGGCCUGGUGGGAGGCUGAGGCCCGGUCCCGGGUUGGCACCACCCUCUGCCUGCCGGCUCAAUAAAGCGCCCGAGGACCCUC
Molecule: messenger RNA, 771 nt
Organism: Chinchilla lanigera (long-tailed chinchilla)
Lineage: Eukaryota; Metazoa; Chordata; Mammalia; Rodentia; Chinchillidae
Gene: Cidea
Product: cell death-inducing DFFA-like effector a
Biological process (GO): apoptotic process; lipid storage; regulation of apoptotic process
Cellular component (GO): lipid droplet
Source: RefSeq, a predicted model, not a curated record